Molecule: messenger RNA, 1878 nt
Organism: Heteronotia binoei (common prickly gecko)
Lineage: Eukaryota; Metazoa; Chordata; Lepidosauria; Squamata; Gekkonidae
Gene: DNAAF8
Product: dynein axonemal assembly factor 8
Exons: 11
Coding region: 1-1878 (625 amino acids)
Cellular component (GO): dynein axonemal particle
Molecular function (GO): dynein complex binding
Source: RefSeq, a predicted model, not a curated record
AUGUGCUGGCCUGAAGGACUGAAGGAAGCUUCAAGCUCUGCCCUGGCGGAAUACAUUUGUGAAGGACUUCAAAUGGAAUCAGACACUCCAAGCAAGGAAAAAACGGGUCCCCAAAACCUUCCAAUGGCUUCUUUCCAUUGGGGAGCAGCCCUGUCUGCAGUGAAAGAUCAGAUUCCAUCAAUGGACUCAGAUCACUCAACGUCUGAUGGUGAUGAAGAGGGGGACCUUUUCAUCUUCCAGCGAGAUCUUUCCAAGCUGAUUCCUGACUUGUCUGAGGAACUGGAAGACUAUUCACUGGACAUAACCAACUCGCAGAAUACGGUCCCGUUCACGGAACAUCCACUAGAGCUCCAGAAUGAAGAUUUAGAUGCCUCAUCUUUUCAGGCAGAAGAGAGCAGUCCUCAGUCUGGCUCAAGGGGACACGUUGUACUAGACAGAGAUGACUUUGACCUUGGAGUUAAAGACCCACCAAGUGAACAAGGCGUGAUUUCACUGGAGUUGCCUCUGCACGAGCACGAAUCCAAGGAGGGCAUCUCAGGAACCCUUGCGGAGAGGGAUCCAGCAGCUAAGAAGGGCAAGGAGACUUGGGGUUUGACACCUGACCAACUGCCGUCAGUGAAAGGAUUGACUUUUUUAAGUGAAAAAGAAAAACAAAUCGAAAUUGACAGCGGAAAGGAAGGAAGGAAAUUAAUAGAAACAAAAAUCCACUCCAAGGAGACACCAAAAAACAAUAACAACAACUUAGGGAGAACGACUAAGGAGAAAAGUGAGCAGUGUGCUGUUUCAGCCAAACACCCUCGAGAGCUGAGGUUGUUUGCCCUCAAGGACAUGGAGAAGUGGGAUCUAGACAAAGUUUUGCAAGAUCUGGAGACACAAAGCGAGGCCAGCAGAAGCCAGACAGCGGAGGAAGCAGCUUUCCCUUGGAUGGACCAUGAAACCCGCAGGGCUGUGUCACAAAUGAAGCUCAUGGGGAAGCUGAAAGAGCUGUGUCUGAAGCAGUCAAGGGCAUUUUUCAUGCGCAGAAGGCGGCGGCUUGCCAAGUUUCCCCAUUUUAAUGAGGGUCAGGGGGAUGGGAGAGAUGUCCCCUCCUUAGUACCGUCAACAAACAAUCAAAACUCCACUCCAAUGGGAUUACAAUAUACUCCAGAACCACCAACCGUGUAUAUUGAUUUAAGGGACACAGAACCACAGAACUGCGGAUUAUUGGGUGAAGAAAAACAAAGCUCAAGAGACAGCUCCACAGACAGCGAAGAAGACACAGAAGCGAUGGGCCAAGAAAAAGCGAGACCAGGGGAGUUUUCUCAACUGUCACGCAAAAAUUGCACCGCGAAGAGUUUUCUGCUACAGCAGCUACGCCACUUUCGCCAAAGGAUGACUCAGGUUCCUACAAAGGGCUCUGGAACGAUUGCCCAUGAUGAAGGAAGGGGGCAGGAUCUUAAAAGAGUGGAAGAAACCGGUCUGCCAAAAGUCAGGGGGAAAGACUGCUUGAAACCACGGGGGCUGACAUCACUAGGCUCAAAACAUUCAGAUGCCAUUGCAAAGAGCGUCCCCUUCCUUGGCCAGGUCCUCAGCCAGUCUGACUCCUCAAGAGAUCUCAAGAAAGAAAUUGGGGAAGGGUCGCCUUUGGAGACAACGCAAGCGUCUUUGGAAGACCAAGGCACAGGCUGCCCAAGGACAGGAGAAGACCUGAUAGAAAAGAAGGCCCAAGAGAAGCAGAGGCGGCAGAGACUCCACGACCAGCUGGAGGGAUCAAAGCCUCGGCUUUCUGUCACCGGGAAGCAGCCCAUGGCAGAGCAGACGCCCAUCUUGUUCCACCCGAUCUCCGAGCAUCGAGAGACAUCGGUACCAUCAUACACGUUUCCCGGAGAGAUCCCCUAG